Molecule: messenger RNA, 4950 nt
Organism: Nymphaea colorata (pocket water lily)
Lineage: Eukaryota; Viridiplantae; Streptophyta; Magnoliopsida; Nymphaeales; Nymphaeaceae
Product: receptor-like protein 7
Exons: 3
Coding region: 228-3587 (1119 amino acids)
Cellular component (GO): plasma membrane
Molecular function (GO): protein binding
Source: RefSeq, a predicted model, not a curated record
AGAAGCGAUGGCCGCGAAGGUGCUCUCUUGGCUCCCGUAGCAGCAAAGCAACGGUCACCUGGGUCAGCCUUCUUCUCUCCCGUUGAUUAGUAGGAUGAAUAUCAUUACGGCGAGGAGAGAGAUCGAGAACAGAGAAGGAAGGAACGCGAGAGGUCGUGGCGUUGUGAUUUCGGGAAGUCUUCCGUCGAUUUGGCGUGAAUAUUGAGAAGGGGACUCUUGGAGAUUCGAUGCCACCAUCGCUGUUAUGGGCGCGCCGCUUACUUUCGGUGCUGGUCAUCGUCUUCUUCCUUGCGCAAGCCGCCCAAGUCGCUGCACUGUGCCUCCCGAACCAGAGCUCGGCGUUGCUCGAGUUCAAGCAGGGCCUUGCGCUCCCUCAGUCCGAUGCCCUCGGCUCUUGGAGAAACGGCACCGAUUGCUGCUUCUGGUCUGGCGUCACCUGCAAUUCAUCCACCGGCUUCGUCAUCUUUCUCCAGCUUAGCGGCGUUACGGCCUCCUCACCGUCUGCCCGGACUCGGCCGAACCCCAACAAUUUCAGCGGUUCCCUGUUUGACCUUCGACACCUGCGCCUCCUAGACCUCAGCUAUAACCAGUUCGAUGGGUUGAUUCCUUUCAGGUUGGUGGAGCUCAGGGAGCUCGCCCAUCUCAACCUCUCCAACACCGGCUUCUCCGGCCAGGUCCCCUCACAGAUUUCUCAGAUGACGUGGUUGGUGUCCCUCGAUCUCUCUGACUCCUACCUCAGUUCCCAAUCGCUGAAGCUUGGGAAGGCUGGUUUCGUUGAUCUCGUGACGAAUCUCAGCCAUUUGACAGAUCUCAGACUGGAUGGCAUCAACAUCUCCAUGAGCGGCGACGAAUGCAUCUCUGUCCUUGCGUCUUCGCUGCCGAACCUCCGGAACCUCAGUCUCUCCAGUUGCUCGAUCUCCGGACCUAUGAACAGGUCGGUUCUGGGGAUCAAGUCGCUCGCGCACCUCGAUCUGAGUCGCAACAAUAUGUCGGAAGUCCCGGACUUCUUCAUCAAUCUCACGUCAUUGCGCUAUCUGGGGUUGAGUUCGUGCUCUCUGCGGGGGACCUUGCCUGACGGCAUUUUCAAGCUGCCUUAUUUGCAGCAUCUUGACAUCAGCAACAACCCGAAUCUGCACGGCUCUUUUCCGCAAAAGCUUCCCGCGAAUAGCGGCUUUCUGACUCUUAGUCUUUCAUCCACGAAUCUGAGCGGGACGAUCCCAGAGUCGAUAGAAAACCUCAGGGAGCUGAGGAUAUUGACGAUGAGCAGCUGCAAUUUCACGGGAGCGAUUCCUUCGUCAUUCUCCAAGCUCACCCGGUUGCGGAUCAUGGACAUGUCGUUCAACGGUUUUACCGGCCCGCUUCCGUCACUCAAUGCGAGCACAAUCACGGAGAUAGAUCUCUCUAUGAAUCGUUUGUCAGAACCUAUACCUGAGUCCUUUAGUGAGCUGCACGGCCUGACGACACUGAAGCUCGACAACAACCUCCUGACCGGUUCGAUCCCCUCAGCCCUUCUUAAUCUUCCUUCUCUGAAGACGGUGGACCUCAGCAACAAUAACUUGACAGGUUCUAUCUCUCAAUUCACCAAUGCGUCCUCUUUGUUGGAGACUCUUGACCUCAGCAACAAUUCCCUGAUUGGCGUGAUACCAUCUAGUAUCAAAUCCUUGUCUCAACUCAAGGUCAUCGUGCUAUCCUUCAACAAAUUUAGUGGUACCGUCGACAUCUCUCUGUUCAUGGGAAUGAAGAACCUUUCGAAGUUGGGUCUUUCUGAAAACAGGCUAACUUUAGCAGACGUUCCACGUAGUCCUUCGGAUGCAGUGCCGCGACUCACUACUCUGCAGUUGAGUUCAUGCAACAUUCAGAUAUUUCCGGAAUGGCUCCGUUACCAAGCCAAUCUGACCAUCCUUGACCUCGGCAACAACAAGAUAACUGGCUCGAUACCAUCAUGGCUCUGGAGCGUGCGGAAUCUCCAACAUCUGAAUCUAUCUCACAACAUGCUAACCGGUUUGGAGAAGCCGAUGGAUAUUGGUAACAGGAACUCCUUAGUCAUGUUGGAUCUACAUUCCAACUUCUUAGGCCCGGAUCUUCCUCCAUUUCCCCCCAACGCAAUCUUCCUGGAUUUUUCAUCCAACAAGUUCACAUCAUCUAUCCCUUCGAGCAUCAAUUCUCCCUUCCUUUUAUACCUGUCCAUCUCCAACAAUAGUAUGGAAGGCACGAUUCCGGAAUCUCUGUGCAAGUCAGCCAUACUCAAUGUGCUUGACCUUUCCAAUAAUGGUCUGGUGGGUUCAAUACCUUACUGUCUUACUAAUUCGAGCGAGUUGUCCAUACUGAACCUGCGCGAAAACCAACUGACGGGCACAAUCCCUGAUGGUUUCGUCGUUAAUUGCAGCUUAAGGACCCUCAACUUGAGAGGCAACCGGCUAACAGGGGGAUUGCCGGCAACACUAUGCAACUGCAGCUCCUUGGAGGUUUGGGAUUUAAGCAAUAACAAUUUGACUGGUGGAUUUCCAACUCAACUAGGUUGCUUGAACAACUUGCGGGUGCUUGCCUUGCGUUCAAACAAAUUAAAUGGUCCAGUUGUCGCACCGGUAUCUAACAAGAAGCCAUUUCCCCAGCUGCAAAUCAUCGACAUCUCUUGUAACAACUUCUCUGGGACUCUUGACCCUCGAUUUUUUGAGCUUCUGACGGGUAUGAUGAAGAAAAGUCGAAAUGGCACAGCAAAGCUUCUGGGUUUCCGAUUUCUAAUUAACAUCUAUUAUCAAGACACAGUGGCGGCUACAAUCAAAGGGGUGGAUUUUCAGAUGAUAAAGAUUAUGAACAUCCUGACCUCCAUUGAUCUGUCAAAUAACCACUUCUCCGGUGAAAUUCCAGAAGCGAUAGGGAAAUUUUCUGGCCUUGUUAUUCUAAACAUGUCUAGAAACUCUAUAAAUGGUUCCAUUCCGAAUUCCAUGGGGAAUUUGCUUCAACUAGAAUCUUUAGAUCUUUCUACUAACAGUUUAUCAGGUAACAUACCACAGGAGCUAGCAAAACUCACAUUUCUUUCAGUGUUAAACCUGUCAUUCAAUGAUCUUCAAGGAAAAAUACCUGAAACUCAUCAGUUUACUACGUUUGGUGCUGACUCAUUCAUGGGAAACCCUGGGCUUUGUGGGUUACAAAUUAAUAGGAGCUGCACAAAUGGUAAUAGAACUGGCGGACCUGUGGGCAUUGCUAGCAAAGGAGUGAAAGUGGAAUAUAUAGCUCCAGGGUUGGCUUUUGGAGCAGGAAUGGGUAUGUUUGCUAUUCCUGUCUUAUUUAUGAAGGAACAGAGGAAAUGGUACUUUGAUCAUGUGGACAGAGUGAUUGUAGCAUUGCUCUUCGUACCUGUCCACUGGUUUUGCAGAAAGUUCAAGGACGUGGGAGCGGUGGAGGAUAAUGACUUUGAUGACAAUGAUGAAGAUGACAAUGGACGUGGAGAAAUGGUGGAAAACAUAAGUGAUUUUAACCGCCAUUUUUGUGUGUUCUGCACAAAAUUGGAACGUGGUGCAACAACAGCAGUUCACAAAGAAUGUUCUUGCCUUCCCAACGAUAGCAUUCUUCUCCACCCUCCUUGAUGUACAAGCUGCUCUCUCAUGGUUUGGACUCUGGAUAUGUCUGAAGGUAUCCAUGGGCCCCAAAGACAGUUUGGGAACACAUAAGACUAGACGUGCCCCCAAGUUCUGGUGGACUCCAUUUAUUGAAUAUUAAGUGCCUGCAAUUUUGGUGGGAUUCCUUGUAUUGAACAGCAAGUUAUACGGAAGAAGUGGGAGUUUCGCUUCAUGUGUUGAGCUGCAUCAUCAUGACCUGAAAGAUGGAUUCUAAUCUCAAAAUCAGUUAUGGUCUGGUUGUGGCAAUGCUGAGUGAUCCCAUGCGUCUGGUCUUACUCCAUCCCAUGUCCACUUCACCUGUGCAAAUCUUGCUUUGGACGUGCAAUUACAUCUGUCGUAUAUGGUGGAUAGCCAACAUCAGAUCUGUGCAUUAAGUCCUUGCAGGCCUGUCAGGUAUCAAAUUGCCACGAGCCAUCUUCAGUUCAUGAAUUUUGUCCAUACUUGCUUCUCCUGUCUAGGAGACGCUGCUAUCAUGUGAUGCAGGUGUGCCUCUCUCUAAGAGAUCCAAACGUAGCUGCUUUUGUAUUGCACUGGUCCUUUUCAGCUUUAGCUUUGGGUGGUUGGCUGAUGCAGCUUUCAGGUCCUUUGCUGCUGUGAUGAUCAUAAAGCCUUUCCAAGAAUAAGAGACUUGCUUCAUGCAUGUCAACUUCACCUAAUGUUGUUCAUUUUGAUUUUUUUUUCCCCAUAUUUAUCGCACAGGUCAGAAGCUGGUUUAGUAUAAUGCCAAAUUUGCAGUUUUUAAAGCAUCAGUUCUUUGAAUGCUUUUAUAUAUAAAGAAGAUAUGAAGUCAAAUGUCACACCAUAGUCCAUUCUCUGGCAGUAAUCCAAUCUCUUUACUUUUAUAUCAAGCUAGGGUUGCUGGCUUUAUUGAGCUAUGGUCAGCUUGUGUUCUUCUCAUGCAAAUUAAUAAUGUCCAAGCGCAUGACAAAACAGGUUUAGCAGAUUACCAGCACAAGAAGCAAUUGUUUGGCGUACAUGGUCUUCUUUGGGGUCAUUGGCUAAGAAAGGAAACAUGUCAUGCUUGAGCAUUUUUGUUACAAGUGAUAGACUUGGAAUGGAAACCGUGAGGUGUAGUUUUGAAACAUUGAAACUGUGCUCUAGAUACUGCUCUCUGGGCCAUGUCAAAAUCUGUUUUAACACUGGAAUAAUGUAUUUUUAGUGAAUGGGCUACCUUGAGUUUCGCUGUUGCAGCUUGGGCUUUGAUGAGCUUGAUUUUUGUUAGUGUGCCGUUCUUCUUGGUUUGUUUAGUUCAUCUACCUGCCUGCCUUUAUGUGUAUUCUGAAUCUCUGAUGCAAAGGUUCCGUACAUUAUUUAUAGAAGUUUUAAAGAA